Brenthis ino (lesser marbled fritillary) is the source of this 231-nucleotide messenger RNA. The record is from the annotation of a GenBank genome assembly. Lineage: Eukaryota; Metazoa; Arthropoda; Insecta; Lepidoptera; Nymphalidae.
AUGGAUUCAAAGACGCGUUUACAAGUCGCGUCGCGUCGGCGGGAAGCUGUGCCAGAUGUCGAAAGACAUACAUAUAUGAGAGACGAUGACGAAGAAUCAAAAAACUUUGGCGCCGAUGAUGAUGAUGAAUGUGAUGUUCAUUUCGUACCAGACUUUGAUGAUAAUGGUCUUACAUUGGCGCUCACAGCGAAACGUUUUUCGUGUCUGGGGCGAUGUUUCACGCCGCUUUCA